Messenger RNA from Malaclemys terrapin pileata, 2260 nucleotides. RefSeq names its product phosphoinositide interacting regulator of transient receptor potential channels (gene PIRT). Gene Ontology annotation, molecular function: phosphatidylinositol bisphosphate binding; transmembrane transporter binding. The record is from RefSeq and is a predicted model, not a curated record. The transcript is spliced from 2 exons. Lineage: Eukaryota; Metazoa; Chordata; Testudines; Emydidae. Gene Ontology annotation, biological process: positive regulation of cation channel activity; phosphatidylinositol-mediated signaling. The coding region runs from base 107 to 517 and encodes 136 amino acids.
CCGGAACUGGGCGAUCAUAACACCCACUUACUCCAAAUUCCAUCCAUGUGUGGGGCAGAGGAGCCAGUCCUGAGCUGCUAGCCAUGCAUUAACCCCCAGACCUGCAAUGCCCAACACCAUGGAGACCCACCCCAUGAGCCUGGAUGGGAGUGAAAAGUCCCCUGAAUCCAAGGACUUGAUCACUAGCAACACGGCCAGCACGCUGUGCAUCAGCUCCAGGAGCGAGUCCGUCUGGACCAACACGCCCAGGAACAAGUGGGAGAUCUACCACAAGCCCAUCGUGGUGGUUUCUGUCGGAGGCGCCAUCUUUCUCUUUGGAAUGGUGGUUACCAGCCUGUCCUGCUUCAUAGAGACCAAUAAAAAUGUUUACAAAAUGUGCGGCCCGGCUUUCCUGUCCCUGGGGCUGAUGCUCCUGGUUUGCGGCUUCGUCUGGAUCCCCGUCAUCCGGAAGAAGCAGCGGCAGAGACAGAAGUCACACUUCUUUCAGAACAUCAAGUCAUUCUUCUUUAACCGCUGAGGGCUGCUCAGGCUCAGCGCUCACGGGUGGCAAGUAAUGCCUCUUUCAGCCUGGCUGGAUUUGCCAUGAGAUUAUUAGGGCCUGAUCCUGCUCUCAGACAGGCCUAGUGGAUCCCCAACUUUGACCUUCUCCUCUCCCCAUAGGUGAAAUUCACCCCCCUGCAGGUCCUCUGUGGGCAGGUAAACUUCACACUAUGUGCUAGGAGAGCAGAAUACUGGCAUUGAGACAAGCAGGUUGGGCUCAAGCCCUAGAUUUUGCUCUUGACUGUAUAUUGAGCAAACCUGCAAACAUUGACCGUGUCUUAUAGAGGACAAAGCUUUGAACUGCUUUCAUCAACACCCGGCACCUGUACUGCUGAACACCUGUCUGGGAUGGUCUACGUGUACUUGGCCUGCCUCAGCCCCGGGGGCUGGACUUUCAAGAUCCGUUCCAGCUCUACAUUUCUAUGAAUGGGAUUUCACUAGAAAAUGUAAACCUUUACUCGGAUGACUCUUACUCAUGAGAGCAGUCCCAUGGAUUUGAAUGCCACUACUUGUGUGAGUAAGAGUCACAGGACAGGUCUGACAGGGUAUAGCUGAAAGGAUUUCAGCUGUUCAGGGUGUGCUGUGUUAAUAUCUGUGUUAAUAUCUGUCUGGGGAUUGGUCCUGCUUUGAGCAGGGGGUUGGACUAGAUGACCUCCUGAGGGCCCUUCCAACUCUGAUAUUCUAUGAUUCAAUAGAGGAAACAGGGCUACACUAGGAAGGGAUUGGAUUGUUUUCCAUAGCCAUAUGGCUACUACCCCUCUCUUGAUAAGAUGACCAAGCACAACACUACAGAUAUAGACGAUCCACAGUGCCAGGAUAUGUCAAUGGGAUUUGGAGGAGACAGUGCAUUCAGAAUGCUCUGCAAGAGCAAACAGAAUCAUUUCUUUCUAGCCAACUGUGCAUUGGACCUCAGAGGAUACAUCCAGAAUGAUACACAUGCAAGAUCCACAGCUGAGAAUGAAAGGACUUAGAUGGGGAUGUGUAUGAAGUUCAUCUCAUAAUUGUCACUAUGAAACGAGCAUCUGUGUGCAAUGCUACUCCAAAGCUUACUCAUGACUUUCUGGUGAAGUGUGGGGUGAUAUUUAAUUCUACCUAAACAGCCAAGCUGAAGAGCAACUGAGCAUCAGAAGUAGCAUUUCUCUGUUCAAUUUUACAGACUAUCUUUAAAAAAUUUCAUUCCUCAAGGUCUCUGGAUGCAAGGCUGUAUUGCACCAACUGCAUAUUUAUCUCAGUUUGGAGUGAUUGUCUCUGUCAUGAUGGAUUCCAGCACAGCAGAAAUCUCAAACAUUCCACCUGGGCGGAACAAGAGCAAAUGUAAAUGAGAUGCCUUGUUUAACUCAAGUCUAUUGAACUCCUAUUGUUAAUAAUGAUGUACCCUGGGAAAUUUACCUACAAAAGCAGGAAUCGUUCCCAAAUAUUUUUGGUUAAUAUUGUAGUUGCCUUUUUUCAAUGGGGCCCAGUUAGUUUAAAAAGCCAUGUAAAUACAGCUUCCCAACUGCAAAUCCAACUGUGCAAUUGGUGUUUGGUUUGGAUACUAGGGACAAGAUUUUUACAAAUAGUCGCCUAGUUUGUAGUUAGGCCCCUACAUAAAUUGCCUGAUUUUCAAAGCAGCUGAGCUGCCGUUGACUCCACUGAAGUCAAUGGGAGCUGAGAAGACUCAGCGACCACAAUCGGAUUGUGUCUCUGGUUAGCCUCAUUCUUAGCACUGAGUAAACCAGUA